AUGCCGGUCGUAACCGACAAGGACAUCAUGCAGCAGGCCAUGGUGGAGUUUGUCGUGGCGACCGACGAGGCCUUCACCGUCGUUAAACACUCCACGAUAAAGUUCCAGCGACUUAUGAUCGCCGCCAACCCCGCAUGUGCGGAGGAUAGAGUCAUCCCUAGCUGCACCACCCUAGCCCGCCAGGUCAUUUGCUUGGCAGAUCUGGAUCGGAACAAGCUCAAGCAGGAGCUGGUUGCUGAGGGGUCUGGGGCUAUCGCUCUGACCCAUGAUAUAUGGACCGAUCAUGAAGGGGUGCAUGAGGCCGCUCUGGGGAAGUUGCAGGAGUAUUACUCUAACAGCAAGGAUGAGCUGUGGGGUGGCCACGUUCCUAGGCCCGAGCUUCAAGAUCGGCUACUUCCAGAUGGGAAAGGAGGGGUUGGGGGAGGAGGGGAGUUGCUCAUAGGCUGCACAAAUUCUAGAGUUGUUCUCGAGCACCCUAACGGCCUUCCGCCCGUUCUCCCCCUUCCUCUUGAACCUCCUCCCCCCGACGCCCCUCCUCUCCCAGAGUCUCUUCCCGAUCCCCCCCUUGCCCGAGUUCAUGAUGACAACCCAGAUCGAUGGGCGGCCAACUUGAACACCUACAACAAGCUUCGCGACACCUACACCAUCCAGCGUGUCGUACACCGUGCUGCUGAGAAGGCACACACUGAUGCUACUAUGCGCAUCCUCUCCUAUGCACAAGAUGAGAAAGACUAUGCUGAUGAGCUUCGCAAGCUCCACAAGCACCCCCACCCCCUUCCCCCUCUCCCCCAGCCUCCUCAUGAGAUAUCUAUGACCCUGCCCUCCCUCCCUCCCCACUGCCCCUCCCCCUCGCUCCCCACCCCUCCCUCUCUGAAUCCUCCCCCACCCCCUCUCCCUUCACAACCUCUACCACCUCCUCCCUCUCUACUUCGUCCCCCACCCCCUCCCCUUCCACCAUCACGGCCCCUGCUUCCCUCCCCUCCCGUCCUCCUUCCCCCUCAUAUUCUCACAGCAGCCGCGCUCCUGUCUCCCUGCCUCUCAUGGCAAUUCAGCGCAGCCGAGCAACAUUGCAGCUGA
This is a messenger RNA of Closterium sp. Naga37s-1, 1077 nucleotides long. The record is from the annotation of a GenBank genome assembly. NCBI's taxonomy places the organism in Eukaryota, Viridiplantae, Streptophyta, Zygnematophyceae, Desmidiales, Closteriaceae.